GUCCAUUCCCGUUGUAAAUACUCCAGAUUGUCAUACGGGGGAUUAUCUCUCUGAAAACAUAACAAAGCCUUGACUUUUUGAGGACAUAGACCUCGGGAAAACUCCGUGAUACGGAAGAAAAAUCUCAGAUAUCCUCAUGAAUAUGUUUGACCUGAAGUGUGAUAGCUCGUCGGAUGAGGAGGGAGAAGAAAUGGAUGGAGGAGAUCCUACUAUAGCAGCGCAAAUAUCCAGGUGUGCAAACAUCUCAUCGGCAGAUUUAGACGAGCUGGAGAACAGCCGAAACGAGUCGAGUACUGUCAAACAAACCGUGUGGGCGGUGAACUGUUUUAAAGCGUGGAUACGUGAGAAACAGAUCAACAUCGACUUUAAAACCAUCGAAAAACCAGACCUGGCUCAAGUGCUGCGGGAAUUUUACGGAUCCAUUCGGACAAGUAAAGGAGAACUGUACGGCAUCAGCAGCUAUGUCGUGCUCCGGGCUGCAUUGAAUCGUUUUUUCAAUGACCCUCCUCUUCACCGUGGCUGGAAUUUGAUGCAGGACCCUGAAUUCAGACCCGCCAACAAUGUUUUCAAAGGCAUCGUUAAACACAUCCGACGAUCGGGUCAAGAUGUAAAAAUACACUACCCCACGAUCUCACCCGAAGACCUUGACAUAUUAAAACACUCUUCUGCACUAGACCCUGGUAACCCCAGAGCUUUAUUAAAUAAGGUCUGGUUUGACAUCCAGUUACAUUUUGGACUCAGGGGAAAAGAGGGCAAUCGACACCUGCGGCCAGACUCGUUAAAACUUAAACGUGACCAAAAUGGUUUAAAAUAUUUCACUAUGGUAUUACAGGAGGUCUUUCGUGAAUCAAAGAACCCAAUAAAACGGGACAAGGACAAGAAGGGGGUCGCUAUGUAUGAAGAGCCAGGCAACCCACUCUGUCCCGUCGCCUCUUUGGAGAAAUAUUUGAGCAAAAUCCCACAGGAUGCAAAAGCGCUCUACCUGCAGCCCAAAAGAACGCAUGUGUUCAACGAUGAGUUCUGGUAUACAGCUCUUCCUUUAGGAGUCAAUAAUCUGUCUCAAAUGCUGCCCAGAAUAUGCAAAGAGGCCGGGACGCUGACCACAUACACUAACCACAGUCUGAGACUCACUGCGCUUCAAAAACUCACUGAAUCCAGACAGAUCAUGACUGUGUGUGUGCACAGUGGCCAUAUUGAGACGAACCCUCAGUUGCAGCAGGAAUCUGCUCCAUUUUCAGCCAGCAGUGAGAUUGACUCCAGCUCUGUGACACAAGAGAGUCUCGUGAGCAGCCAUGGCUGGUUAAAACAAGAACCAGAAAAUGAAAUAAUCGAGUGGGAAAAUAUGAACUCAGAGGCUCCUGUUGAUGCUGAGCAGGACAACACAAGCAAUGCCAUCUCCACAGCAACGACCCCGAUGGAGGGUUUACCCCCCAGUGUGAUUCUGAGCAUCACCAAACUUCAGUGUCUUGUGGAGAGCAAACAGCAGAAGAUUGAAGCACUGGAGAAACAAGUGCAGGACCUACAGGAGGAUCGCAAGUUCCUCCGCACACAGAUCGAGAACCUCACCAGCGCUCGUGUGGUUCAAGUACCAGAAGCAAGCACUUCAGUGUUUUCGCGGCCCAGGUCACAUAAGAGACGGCAGAAAAUCUCGUCUAACCCAUGUGACAGUGAUGAGAGCUUUACCGAUGGGUCUGAUACAAGUGAUUCUGAGGAGUUGAGCAACAUUAAGAAAAAAAGACACAACAAGAAGAAACUGAAGAGAGGUUAUGUGCAGUAUGAGUAAGUACUUUCAGCCUCCAACAGUUUCCAGGCCAAACUUUUAACGAGUGAACACCCUUGUGCCCAGUGCUCAGGAGUAGGCAAUACCACAAAGAAUCUUAGUUGGGACAACAUUGCACCACAAACAGCAUUAUGCAGAACACCAUCUUCAACUGCCCUCAUCACAGAAUUUGCAUCUAACCGCCGAAUAGAGAGAGUGUUCCUCUGGUGAGUCUGUGAGGAAAUGUUGGUCUGCUGUAUGUCUAGCUGUAUGCCAUCACAAAUGACACAGAUGAUUGAUAUUUGCCUUCAACUGCUGAAAAAGAAAGAACAUGUCCAUGUGUGGACAUUAGUGGGUGCUCAGAUACCAUUUCUGACUGAAAAUGAUGGUGGGCAGGGCUGUUCUGCGGAUGUUAGGCCAUGAAGUAUAGCAAGAAAUAUGUGUUAUGAAACAUGCUUGUUGUUAUAGAUAUGAUAAUGUUUUUAGUUACACUUUACUUCUAUAGACAUAUGUAGAGAGCAUUGACUGAUUAAUCAUUUGUCAAAUGUGCCGUCAUUUUGGACAGAGCAAAACUGACCUAUAAACACAAACAAGUGAAGAGGUGGCUGUAGUUUUUUGGAUAGAAAGAACAAUGUUUGUAUUUCUCAACCAAUUUUAAUGGUUUAUGGGUACAUAUGAUAUCCAUAUUUUUUUUAUCAGAAACUGUAUCUUUUUAAAAGGCAUUCUGGUCAAACAUCAGUUAAGAAAUGUUAACUUUCACUUGUUUUCUGAGUGGUUUUGGCUUGUCCAUUAUGGUGGUGGUCUUAACAUAAAAAAGCUCUUAAUGGCAUUUAUAUGGAUGUCCAUGUUUACUCCCCUGUGUGUUAGAAAAUAAUCUACUGUACAUAGUUUUUAUCAAAAAAAGUAAAAAGUAUACAGAUUGGUCUUUAUACUAGCUGUGUAACAAAAUACUGAUAAAGCAAAUCUUGGGUAUAUGCUGAGAUUGCUUGGACAUCAUUUUUAUUAUCAUUUUUAAUCACUACCAAGGAUGCAUUGAAUGAUAUUACAUGUUUUGUUAGAUACAGAUAUUUUUGUGAUAUGUCUUAGAGUUCAUGUUCAGUUCAACUUAACUGCAAAAUUAACAGUUUUAUUGGUGAAAUAAUCAAUAGUCUUUCCAGAAAUGUAACUGAAUAUACGUAUUGUUUUGGUAUGUAUAGGUGUUUUUUAUUUUCACAUUUACUGUUAGUGUGUGCUGUUCUUUCCUUAUGAUUUUGUAUUGUCCUGGACAUUUUUUAGCUCAGUGGCUAUUUGUCUGAUGUUACUCUCUGUUAGGAUCAUACACCUUUUAAUGUCCAAUAAACUACAGUAUUGUAAUGUAUUUCCCAACUGAAGUACAGAAUAAAUGAAAAAAUAGGA
Molecule: messenger RNA, 3154 nt
Organism: Triplophysa dalaica
Lineage: Eukaryota; Metazoa; Chordata; Actinopteri; Cypriniformes; Nemacheilidae
Product: zinc finger MYM-type protein 4-like
Exons: 5
Coding region: 137-1783 (548 amino acids)
Source: RefSeq, a predicted model, not a curated record